UUAAUGUAAUUUAAUGUAUUUCAUUUCAAUCAUUAUUAAUUGUGCUAAUUUGAAGUUUAAGCAACAUUGAAAGUCAAAAAAACAAUAAAUUGAUUCAAAAUGAAUUCAAAGAUCUUUUUUGCUUUUUUUUUAGCUGUUUACAUCUGUAUCAUCACUGUAAAUGCUCAAGUUUACAGCUAUGGAGUGUCUGUUAAAACGGCCGAUAAAGAAUUCGGUAGCCAAAAAGGUAAAAUCAAGCUUGCAAUCAUGAGUACAAAUACCGUAAAAACUACACAAGAAGACUUUGUAUUGACUCCAAAUGAUAUUAAGAUCAAAAAGGACAGAACUUAUACUGCAACAGUUUCAUCAAUCGCUCCAUUAAACAACAUCACAUCGGUUUACCUUCGAUGGACUCUGGCCUCACCAUACAAUCCAUACUACGCAAUCAAAAAGCCAACAAUCUACUUUGAUUCAGUUACCCUUAGCACUUCAAUCGUUAAUCCUUACACACAUCUUGCUGUUUCUCAAAGUUGCAAGUUUUGUCCAGCAACUACACCAAUCGGAAUUAAACAUGCGGAUGGAGCUACUUUCAAUUCAUGUAUCUGAAUCUGUAUCUAUAAAAGUUAUGGACCAUAAACUCAACUAAUUUUGUAAUAUUUUUUCAUGUUUUAUAAAUAAAAAUAAAAUAAAUUUUAAAAUUGUUUUUA
Molecule: messenger RNA, 686 nt
Organism: Tetranychus urticae (two-spotted spider mite)
Lineage: Eukaryota; Metazoa; Arthropoda; Arachnida; Trombidiformes; Tetranychidae
Source: RefSeq, a predicted model, not a curated record